This is a messenger RNA of Nothobranchius furzeri (turquoise killifish), 3049 nucleotides long. RefSeq names its product CproteinK-interacting pacemaker a (gene cipca). Gene Ontology annotation, biological process: negative regulation of DNA-templated transcription; negative regulation of circadian rhythm. Lineage: Eukaryota; Metazoa; Chordata; Actinopteri; Cyprinodontiformes; Nothobranchiidae. The record is from RefSeq and is a predicted model, not a curated record. Gene Ontology annotation, cellular component: nucleus.
GUAAAACACAGUACUGGUCAUAGCGGUUCUCGAGCUACGAAUCAGAAGAAACAAGGCGUAGCUAAUGUUAGCUGCGCCAGACUCAAGGAGCCGUUGACUUACGACAAACGUGGAAGCUAAUAUUGGAUAUUCAAGCAAACGAUAUAUUGAUAUCAACAUGAGUGGUUUCAGUAAACCAGGGGCACACAGGGUGCCACAGUUCACCAGAGCAUCGCUCCUGGGAAUAUCCAAACAUGACCUGGAGAGAGAUUCUGGCUUUUCAGAUGCCAGCUCGGAGUACCUCAGUGCAGUGGAGGUGACGGACUCUGAGGAUACAGGAAGGAAUGGGUCAAUAAUCGGGCAGGAGCCAGCUGGUCAGCAGGUGGCUGUGGUGGGAGGUUCGUACACCGGAGUGUCGCCAAUGAUCAUCAUGAACAACAUUGUCUUGAAGCAGCCAUCCUCCAUGGCUCCACAAGAAAAGCAGUGGGGCUUCCCUCCACCCAUGGACUUGAUGCCCCAGUCACAAGUUGUUCUCCUCCAGCCAAUGGUCUCAAAUAGCAACAGCAGCUCUGCAAAGACCGGUUCUGAUAAUACGCGCCAAUCCAAAGGCUACAUGCCCAUCCUGAAGUCCUAUCCCAGAAUCGCCCCAUACCCAGUAGAUACACCCUCUAAGAGGGCAGGGUCUUCAAGGGCGAGGGCGACUGAAACAGAACAUGACCAGCGACAGAAGAGACACCAUCACCGGCUCAGCAAGGCCCCUAGCCUGCUGCCAGCACUGCACACACAAGCUGAAACUAUCUCCAACUUUGAUACCAAUGACUUUCAGGCAAUUGAGAGUCAGGAGCAGCUCACCGACAAAUCUCUGACCCAAGCAGAAAGCAGCUCUCUGCCCGACUACGCCGACGAUUUCAGGACUGUAGCAGUAAGCGACGAGAUGCCCGACGGCAAAUACGAGGACCCCAUCUCCAUCCACUGUACCAAACUGAAACGCUUCAGCAACACCUACAAUAUUCUCAGCAAGUCUGGCUUGCUGGGGAUCACGAUGCGCACAAAGCAGCUGAUAAAGGAGAACAAGCGCACGCAGGGCCAGCUGCAGCAGCUGCAGGAGCAGACGGCUCUGCUGCUGGAGGCUCUGAGCAGCGGGGACCCACAGCUCUGGACUAAACUCCAGCUCUCUCUGCAGGACACAGAGAAGGAACGUCUGGGGGCGAAAGCUCAGAGAGUUGAAGCAUAAUGUGCUCGUGGAUGACCAGCAGUUCUGUAGGAGGAUUAUACUUUAGAUACUUUACUGAAUGUAGGAAAAAAUUAGAACAAUAAUUGGAAAAUUCAGCUCAACUGACUUAUUUUCUUAAGGGUUGUAGAUAAAUAUCAUGAUGCAUAUUGCAUACUAGAAAACAGCGCAGUCUGCAAAAAUGAAUAUUACAAUAAAACAUAUUUUUCUGCUACUUUAUUUUCUCCUCUGUCAUCACAAUACUCCUGGCACUCUACAUUAGUUUUAGCAACUCCGCAGCUAGCAUCUAAAUCAAAUCGGCUUCUCUGAGCCGUCUGAUUGGCCAGAUGUAUCCCAGGCAUAGAGAGCUGCUGUUUGUUGCAGUCCAAGCAAUCCAGAGAUAAUAAUGCACACGCUGCUUAUGUUAAAUCACUUUAUAUUGAAAACCCCUAAAACGUGUAGAACUGCUGGUUUGACACACAUCUGAAGCACAGCCACUGAUCUGAAGUGAAAGUUUGGAAGCAUGCUCAUAUUUCAAACCUUUGCCUAUAAAUGAAUUGAAUGCCUCUGCAGUUGCUAAAGGGCAGGUUCCACUCUGGCCUGUAGACGUCGUCGCAUGACUUACAUGAAAUAAAAAAAGAACGAUUGUGCAUCUUUACCACACAGGUCAGCAUCUUUCUGUUUCUGUAUGGUUUAUGUUGUUGGGUUGGUGGAACUGCACGAGCAGACGCCCUCUGCAGUAGAAUGUUUGUUUACAGUAAUAACAGUAAUGUAAUAACAGAGUUAUUACAGGAUGCUGUAAUCUAGAGACAACAUAUCAAAGGCUGAAAGCAGCAAUAAAUGUCAAUGGGCAGAUUACAAGAGAUACUAGAACAUCAACUAUUCCUACAUUAAUCUGGAUUUAGUACAAUGCAGACAGGCCACAGCUGUCCUGGAUCUCUUGUAUUUUAUUGUUGUUUAUGUUUUUGUUCAAUUUUCUUCUUAUAAUUUAUGGAAACUUUUUCCUUCAAAGAAUUUUACAACUUCAAACUGAAAUAUGUUGUCCAUCCCGAUUAUAAUCAUUUAUUCUUUAAAAGUUAAAUUAAGGAAAAAUUAAAUCUUUUCAGUUAAUAAUCAGGAGUCAAUUUUAAAUGAAUAAGAUAUAUUUAUUGUAAGUCAUUUCUUUUCACAAUACUUUUAUUCUGUAGUAUGUGUAUUAUUUAUUUGUUAUCAUUUUUAUGACCACGACUAAAAGGAUGUGAAUAAUGUUAAAAUCGGAUCAUUUUGAGGGAAAUGUAGCAGUGAAGAGCUGGAGCCAUCUAGCUGGUCUGCCUUUGGAUUGGUUAUCAUUCCUGUUGUGUUUUAACCCUGGUUUAAAGAUUUGGUCAAAGAAAAAGGGAUAUUUUGUUGUUUAGUUUGACAUUUCAGACAUUUGCACUUUUGCGUCUCUGUAAAAACCAUGAACAUGAUCUUCAAUGGAUUUCUGUGCCUUUUGUUCAUGUAUAUAAAUCUGCUUUAUCAUCAUUUCUUUAUAAAUGUGGGGGAAAGUUGAAAAACUGAAUUAUUUCCCAAAAUUAAUUUACAUUGUUUUAAAAUCACAGGAGAAAUCACCCCUAUGAGAAAAUCAUUAUAAAGUUAAAAAUGUUAGGCCUUGAAUAUUUUUUUAUUAUUUUGUAUUUAUAUUAGCAGAAUAACACCAUCAGUAAAAAGCAACGAGUUGUAAAAUCUGGAAGAAAAAUGUGGAUAAACUGUUCUGUUUGUCUGUUUUUGUGAAAUGUGAUUUGUUUCUUUUUGUUCUUUUCGAAGUCUUUCGCCGCUUAAACUCCUUUCCUCUUUUUUUCUAAUAAGAAUGAGUCGUUAUUAAAGACAAAAAUCAACUAA